CUUAAAGCUCACUCACGAUUCAAAAAGUAUACAGGUUGGAACGCAAUAUAAAUUGUCUACCGACGAUAAAAUUGAGGAUAUUUUGGAAGCUGUUUAAAAUAUUUUGAACUGUAUAUAUACAUCAUGAGAAAGAUACAGGUAGCAAUUGGAUUAAUUGCAAUCCUUGGAGUGGUGACGUGCCGUCCCCAUUUCCUACCUAUGAAAUUUAAAAUAUCCGGAGACGCUCAUUUGUCAAUUCCAGUCUUUGGAUACCAAAUAGGGAAUGUGCCAAAUGUUUCCAAACAAUUUCUUGCUCCACCAAUCCUCGACUUUGGAAGGAAACCAUACAAAGAUGUCGCUCCGGUACAAGGACAAUUCCAAACAAAGGGUUCAGAAGCAACGGAAAUAAAUAAUUAUUAUCAACAUACUACAGCUGAUACUGCCAAGCUUGCAGAAAAAUCGCUUAACGAUGUCACAUCAUCAACAGAUAUUGAUACUGAAACUACCACAGAAACAUAUACCACUACAGAUAUUUGGACAACAACCGAAGAUUUUGACAAUUAUGACGAUACCAUCUCAAACAGGAUUUCACCACAGGUGGUUGCGUCAUUACUAGGUUGAAGAUAGAAAUUACAAAUAGAAAUUAGAGGCUUCUUAAGGAAUUUAAAACGCGAUUUAUAUUGUUAUUUAUGUAUAUUUCAAACACGUCACAGC
Molecule: messenger RNA, 693 nt
Organism: Zerene cesonia (dogface butterfly)
Lineage: Eukaryota; Metazoa; Arthropoda; Insecta; Lepidoptera; Pieridae
Exons: 4
Coding region: 124-600 (158 amino acids)
Source: RefSeq, a predicted model, not a curated record